Molecule: messenger RNA, 777 nt
Organism: Cladophialophora psammophila CBS 110553
Lineage: Eukaryota; Fungi; Ascomycota; Eurotiomycetes; Chaetothyriales; Herpotrichiellaceae
Exons: 2
Coding region: 1-777 (258 amino acids)
Biological process (GO): rRNA catabolic process; U4 snRNA 3'-end processing; nuclear mRNA surveillance
Cellular component (GO): nuclear exosome (RNase complex); cytoplasmic exosome (RNase complex); nucleolus
Source: RefSeq, a predicted model, not a curated record
AUGCCUCUCGACACAAUCUCGACUUACUCGCAAACCCUGCUCAGACAGGAUGGCCGACGAUGGAACGAGCUGCGCCGCAUCACUGCCUCAAUCUCAACCCAACCCUCCAGUGACGGUUCCAGUAUGGUCACUAUGGGUAACACAGUGGUCCUGUGUACCGUGUCCGGGCCGAGAGAAGGACGAGGCCAACGCGACAAUAACAAUGCCAUUGUCGAAACCGACUUGAACGUCGCGCCAUUUGCAGCAAUGGACCGCCGCCGGCGAACCCGCACCGACAAACAAAUCCAAGAACUCCAGUCCACAAUAUCCUCUUCAUUUCAAUCCCACCUGUUUACACAUAUGUACCCACGCUCCCUGAUAACGAUCUCAUUACAUGUCUUGAGCUUUGAUGGAGGGUUGCUAGUCGCCUGUCUGAAUGCUGCAAGCUUAGCGUUGGUCGAUGCCGGGGUGCCUAUGCCGAGCAUCCUCGCCGCCGUGAGCUGCGGAGUAAUUGUUCCUACAGACGAUUCAAAGGCAAAAGCGGAGCCGGUGUUGGAUUUGAACAGUGCAGAAGAGCAAGAAUUGGCAUUUCUUACAAUUGCAACGGUUUCUGGCGGCGAGAAGCACGAGGACAAAGUGUCGGUGCUGAUGAUGGAGUCGCGCGUGGAGAUUGCGGCUGGUAGCGGGAAGGUGGAAGCCAUGCUGGCUACCGGCGUGGAUGGGUGUAAAGAGGUGAGGAGAAAGAUGGAGGACGUGGUGAGGAAGUAUGGUGCCAAGGUCGUGAGGAGCCGGAGGUGA